GUGGCUUUGCCUGUUUUGGGUAUUUUGUGGGAAUGGACUCACGCUUGGGGGUGGGCCGGGCACCUUUCAAACGUUCAGCCCUCACGACGGCCCGUGGCCUCCGGAUUGGACGGCGCGAGCUGGGUGUGUGUAGGGCGCCCAAUCGCUCCGGAGAGUCUGGAGGGGGCAGGUGCAGGUGCGGGCGGCUGCAGCGCCGGGGCUGCAGGACGCUGGGGAGGCCCGGACGUGGUGCAGGAAGCCUCCGACCACGCCGGCUCCUGAUCGCGGGCUCCCACAGCGCGGACAUGGCGGGCUGGUGGCCGGCGUUGUCGCGCGCGGCCCGGCGCCACCCGUGGCCCACCAACGUGCUGCUCUACGGCUCGCUGGUCUCGGCAGCUGACGCGCUGCAGCAGCGGCUGCAGGGCGGCGAGGCCGAUUGGCGCCAGACACGCCGCGUGGCCACGUUGGUGGUGACCUUCCACGCCAACUUCAACUACGUGUGGCUGGGCCUGCUGGAGCGCGCGCUUCCGGGCCGCGCGCCGCGCGCCGUGCUGGCCAAGUUGCUGUGCGACCAGGUGGUCGGUGCGCCCAUCGCGGUCUCGGCCUUCUAUGUCGAGCGGACUGAUGUACUGGCCCUUUGUACAGCUGACCAACUUCAGCCUUGUUCCUGUUCAAUGGAGAACAGCUUACACUGGAGUCUGUGGUUUUCUCUGGGCCAUCUUCAUCUGUUUUUCCCAGCAGAGUGGUGAUGGCACAUUCAAGUCAGCUUUCACCAUUUUAUAUACAAAGGGGACCAGUGCCAUAGAAGGGUCCCCGGAGAAAUAAGAAGUCAAGGACUCUCUUAAAGGGACCACAUUUUUGAUCUAAAAUGCACAGAAUUGCCUGCAGACAAAAUAUUUGAUGUGCCAAUUAUGCACUUCAUUUUGAGGAAUUACUACUAUUUAUAGACCCACUUUUUAAAAAAUUAUCAAUGAUUAUUUUUGAAUUGUAUUCAGACAUUUUUUCCUGAUCUAGUCUGAAAUAUUUUCUCUAAUAUUUUGGUUAAUAUGAAUAACAGUGGCAAAAUGGCAUUUUAGACUUAUUAAUAUUUCUAAUAUUUUAACGCAAGUUUCAGGAAACUUGGUUUUGAUUGUUUACAUUUCUAUUCUAAAAUCUCAGGUUAUCUCCUGAACACUUUUGGGCAGAUGAACUUUUAUACCAAAAAAUAGUUCUUAUAGUGAAUUUUAAUUUACAUAAAACUCAAUCGAAAUGAAGAUUUAAUGACCAGAUUUCUUUCCCCAAAACAUACACAAUUUGUUAUUUUGAUACUAAAAUUUAGUGAAUACCUUUUUUUUUUUUUUUUUUGAGGUAGAGUCUCGCUGUCUCCCUGGCUGGAGUGCAGUGGCACGAUCUCGGCUCACUGCAGUCUCCACCCUCCUGGUUCAAGCCAUUCUCCUGCCUCAGGCUCCUCAGUAGCUGGGAUUACAGGCACGCGACAGCACACCCGGCUGAUUUUUCUAUUUUUGUUCGUUUGUUUUUGUUUUUGAGAGGGAGUCACGCUCCGUUGCCCAGGCUGGAGUGCAGUUGUGUGAUCUCGGUUCACUGCAAGCUCUGCCUCCCAGGUUCACGCCAUUCUCCUGCCUCAGCCUCCCGAGUAGCUGGGACUACAGGCACCUGCCACCAUGCCCGGCUAAUUUUUUGUAUUUUUAGUAGAGACGGGGUUUCACCACGUUAGCCAAGAUGGUCUCAAUCUCCUGACCUCGUGAUCUGCCCGCCUCGACCUCCCAAGGUGCUGGGAUUACAGGCGUGAGCCACUGUGCCCGGCCUAAUUUUUUGCAUUUUUAGUAGAGACAAAGUUUCACCAUGUUGGCCAGGAUGGUCUUGAUCUCCUGACUGCGUAAUCCACCUGCCUCGGCCUCCCAAAGUGCUGGGAUUACAGGCGUGAGCCACCGCAAACGACUUUUUUUUUUUUUUUUUUGAGACAGAGACUCGCUUUGUCACCCAGGCUGGAGUGCAGUGGCAUGAUUUUGGCUCACUGCUACCUCUGCCUCCUGGGUUCAAACGAUCCUACUGCUUCAUCCUUCGGAGUAGCUGGGAUUACAGGCGCGUGCCACCAUGCCUGGCUCAUUUUUGUAUUUUUAGUAGAGACGGCGUUUUGCCAUGUUGGCCAGGCUGGUCUCUGCCCGGCCUCUGAGCUCAAGCUAAGCCGUCAUAUCCCCAGUGACCUGCACGUAUACAUCCAGAUGGCCUGAAGCUACUGAAGAUCCACAGAAGUGAAAAUAGCCUUAACUGAUGACAUUCCACCGUUGCGAUUUGUUACUGCCCCACCCUAACUGAUCACUGUACUUUGUAAUCUCUCCCACCCUUAAGAAGGUUCUUUGUAAUUCUCCCCACCCUUGAGAAUGUACUUUGUGAGAUCCACCCCCUGCCUGCAAAACAUUGCUCCAAACUCCACCGCCUAUCCCAAAACCUAUAAGAACUAAUGAUAAUCCACCACCCUUUGCUGACUCCUUUUUUGGACUCAGCCUGCCUGCACCCAGGUGAAAUAAACAGGCUUGUUGCUCACACAAA
Molecule: messenger RNA, 2529 nt
Organism: Symphalangus syndactylus (siamang)
Lineage: Eukaryota; Metazoa; Chordata; Mammalia; Primates; Hylobatidae
Gene: MPV17L
Product: MPV17 mitochondrial inner membrane protein like
Biological process (GO): mitochondrial ribosome assembly
Cellular component (GO): cytoplasm; mitochondrion; membrane
Source: RefSeq, a predicted model, not a curated record